CAUCUGCUGGUGGUCAGAGUCUGGGUUAAACUCGUGUUUAAUUUAACAAUCAUGUCCAUUGACAUGGACACUCCGGACUCGUGGACAAGAGACGCGACCAGAGGCUGCGGCACUGGGGCCCCUGUCAUAUUCCUUUAAUUCACCAGGCUGACUGCGAUGCGCACCAUCAUUUAUGCAAUAGCCCCUUGAGGGACGGCACCUGGAUGUUGACCAAAGUUGUGGGCCUAAUCGUGCCCUUCUCACAAUCGUUUCUACCUGGGCGCCAUGGUGAGGCAGGGUAGAUUGCCUUGGACUUAGCAUUAAAUGCCCAGUGGGCUGGUACACAAAUUCAGUUGGCUAUAAUAUGGGUUCGCUUAAUGGGCCACUUAAUAAAUUUUUUAAUUUCGCAAAUUUGAGUGGCAUUCUUAUACCUUUCAUAAAAAACUUUACAGACUCUAUAAUUUAUAAUAACACAUUCUCUUGUAAUAAUGGAAUCACCUAGAUCUAGAUCUAAUAUUCUAAUAAAUCAAUACCAUAUAUACUGGUUAUUUACAAUCCUCUAUAGAUCUAUUUUCUAUACUCUAAGAGAUUUAAAAAAAAAACAGAUAUAUGCUUUAUAUUUUGUUUAAUCCUGUAGAAGAUGCUAAUUUGAAUUUAAUCUACGAGACAAUGAUUUGAGUUUAAAAAUUAAUCAAGAAUUUCAGGUUAUAAUGGGGAUAAAAAGUAAAUUUCCCCUUUCAGACCUUGCAAUCUAUAGGGCAGAUGAUGUUAAGGUCAUCUGUUUCUGUGGCCAACGGUUAACGAGCAGGGUGUCAUGUGGCAAGCACAACGACCAACCGCCUUUACUUUCCCCAACUAAAGUCAGGUACCCAUUAGAGUUGGGUGGACUCAGGGGCGCCCUAAAAUCCCAAAAUUAAAAAUCCCAGUCUACACUGAGAUUCGAACCCAGGACCCCAGGUUCGGAAGCCAAGCGCUUAACCACUCAGCCACUGCGACCCUAUAAUGGGGAUAUUAUUGUCAUGCUUUAUAUAUACACUGACUGUUACCAAAAAUUGACUCAAAUAUACCGUUUCCAGUCAAACAUGCAUUAUAUUAUUGGUUUUUUCAUCAUAGCCAUAAUUUGAUGAGUCUGUAGUAGAAAUCUAGUGUAGUCAAGAACUAUGUCUAGAGCUCUAUUAUUAUUAGAAAUCCAUGGCCAUUCCACUUUUUACUUAUCGCAAAAGACAAAGAGAAGCAGUUCUUUCUGAUCCCUUCCAAAUCUCAACAGUUACAGAUGUUUCAGAUUCUGCUAAUCCACCAAAAUAUGGCAACCCAGCUCUAAGAAAUAACGGAGAACAAAAACAAUCUACACAAUUUAAUAAUUCAAGGUCCAAUACUUUGAGAAAUUAUUCAUCAAGCCAUUCAGUAAAAGAUACCCCUUUACAACUUAUGCCAAAUUCUCAUUCCAGAAGCACUAAUAAUUUCCAACAAACCAGUACAAACUUUAGCAAAGCUGUAAACAGGAGCUUUGGCAGAGGUACAAACUUCAAUGAAGUAUCAACAGUGUCCUCAGCAGUACCAUAUAGAAACUCAAUGAAUGGAAACUUUCAACAUUUUGAUACAUAUAACAACCCAGCCACAAGAAAUGCAAACAGAAACAGAAGCUUUGUACAGGGUAACAACUCAAUGCCAGAUGUUGCUUCAAAAAGUGGAUUGGCGAGAGUGCCUUCUGUUGUUACCAGUUCCAAUCCAAAUAGAUUUAGUGAAACCAGGAGUACUAACAUCUAUAAACAAAGAGAGUUUUUGGAAAUGCCCAAGGGAGGAAAGGUUAUCAAUGAAUGGAAUCCUUCAGUGUUGAAUGCUGAAAAAGUUUUGAAAUCAGAUGUAACAUCACCUAGAGUUGUGCCAUCCCAAACAAUGAAUAAGACUAGUUUUAAAAAGUCUGAGAAGGACUCAUCAAUGCAGAUUUUCACUUGUUCCAUUUCAUCAAUGAAAUCUUGGGCAUCAUGCAAUAUAACAGAUAUCAUGGUGAUGUUUGAAAUAUAUGGUUUGGUUGAUUCUGCUACUCUCAGAGAUAGUUCUGGCACAGGCAAAGAAUUUAUACUUCGAGAUGAUACUUCCAGCAUCAAAUGUAUCUUUUAUGAAAUAGAUAGAGAACUGCCAAGACUCAUCAGAGGCCAGGUUUACAGAGUUGUUGGCCUAAUGAGGAAAGACCUACUACAGGUGGUUCAUGUUAGAAGUGCAGACAAAGAAGAGAGACAGGUUUGUAUUCUGGCUAGUCAGGUCUCUCAGAGGGAGAUGGAGCAAGUCAUCAGAACUCACAAUGAGCAAUAGCUGCCAAAUUGGAAGACAGUUUUACAAUUCAGAAUUUUUUAUAUUGUUAAUUUUUGUUUAAAAAAAAAGUUGAAUUUGACAAUUGUAUAUGUUUAAUAAAUGUAAAUGUUUUAUUUGACUUCUUUAGGAAGCCAGCAUC
This is a messenger RNA of Biomphalaria glabrata, 2431 nucleotides long. Its product is annotated as spermatogenesis-associated protein 22-like. The transcript has 8 exons. The record is from RefSeq and is a predicted model, not a curated record. Lineage: Eukaryota; Metazoa; Mollusca; Gastropoda; Planorbidae. Gene Ontology annotation, biological process: meiotic DNA repair synthesis; homologous chromosome pairing at meiosis; regulation of meiotic cell cycle. Bases 1171 to 2292 code for a protein of 373 amino acids.